Rana temporaria (common frog) is the source of this 3380-nucleotide messenger RNA. RefSeq names its product MER proto-oncogene, tyrosine kinase (gene MERTK). The coding region runs from base 307 to 3168 and encodes 953 amino acids. The record is from RefSeq and is a predicted model, not a curated record. Gene Ontology annotation, molecular function: ATP binding; protein binding; transmembrane receptor protein tyrosine kinase activity. The transcript is spliced from 19 exons. Gene Ontology annotation, biological process: multicellular organism development; phagocytosis; cell migration. Gene Ontology annotation, cellular component: signaling receptor complex. Lineage: Eukaryota; Metazoa; Chordata; Amphibia; Anura; Ranidae.
AACUUUUGUGUAGAUCUAUGUUUGUCCCAAGCAUGUUUGAAUUCACUUACUGUUGACUGACUCACCACCGCUGCUGGAAGUCUGUUCCAAGCAUCAACUACUCUUUCGGCAAAGCAAUAUUUUCAUUUUCUGAGCAUGUGCUCCUUCCCUUUCAUCUUUGUGGUGUAACUCUGUGAGUGUGUGUGUGUUUCUGUUAUGUGAAUCUGGAAUUCCGGAUUGUGUGGCGAUCCCUAUUUACCACCCUUCAAGAAACUGUUGCACCCACCUCUGGAUUGUGUGCCCAUUUCUUCUGGUGCCCUUGGAUCUAUGGAAGAGAUGCAAGCAGAUCUGUGGAGGCAUCUUCUCAUUCUGCUGGUGCACCCUCUGUUAUUUGGAAGAGAUACUCAAAUUCUGGGAGAAGGUCAGGGCCUGCAAACACCAAGCUCUUUACCACAAGAGUUCAAAGAAAGGGUAGUGACAAGUCCAGCUCCAAGGAUUCGAUUUAACCCCACAGUUCCCAAUAUUGUUCUCUCAGAACACAAAGAUGUCAAGAUCAAUUGCACCAUUGUUGUUCCAAAUCUGAACAGUGGGGAACAAAUAACGUGGUGGAAAGAUGGCAAUUCAGUUCAGCAAUCUGAUCGAAUCUCUGUGCAGUCUUUUGAAAUCCAAGAUACAGCGGUGACUUCUAUGGUAUCUUCAUACAGCAUUACAGGUGUGCUGAGAUCUGAUAACGGCACAUAUAACUGCAAAUUAAGAAUUGACGCUGAAGAAAUUAUUUCAGACCCCAUCUACAUUCAAGUGGAAGGACUUCCACAUUUUAUUCGACAGCCAGAGAGGUUAAAUGUCUCUAGAAAUACUCCAUUCAAUCUCACCUGUGAGGCUGUUGGGCCCCCUGAACCUGUCGAGAUUUAUUGGUUCCAUAACAGUAGAAAAAUCAAUGAUAUUCCCGAAGUGUCACCAGCAGUCCUUAGUGUGUUGGGUUUGGAUGAACCAGCAAUAUACAGUUGUGAAGCACAUAAUAACAAAGGACUGACCGCUUCCAAUAAUGUGAAAAUCAACAUUAAAGAUUUUCCAUCUCCUCUGGUUGAAGUCAGUUGUUCUAAGCAAUUAUCAAAUGGCAUCUCUCUAUCCUGGGUCCCUGGUUUUGAUGGAUAUUCUCCCCUAAGCCUCUGCAACAUACAGGCGACUGAACUCAUACAAGGCAACAGCACAUCCUCCCUGAUAUAUAACACAUCUGUACCACCUUACACACAUCUGAUCAACCAUCUAAAGUCAUUUACAGAAUACAAUAUCAGUGUUUCCUGCAGGAAUGAAGUAGGCUGGUCAUUGCCAAGUCCAUGGAUUGUGGUCAAAACUGCAGAAGGAGCUCCAUCUAUUGCUCCAGAGAACAUCACCAUAGUGUUAAAUGGGUCAUCAUCAUUAAAAGUUAACUGGAGUCAGCCUCCGCUCAGUGAUAUGAAUGGAAUUCUUUUAGGUUAUAAGAUAUGGCACACAUGGAAGGUCUAUGGAAGUCCAAAUAAAAAUUAUACGGAGACCUCCAAUUCAACUGCAGCAGUCAUUGCCAUUAAAGCUACAAAUGCCACAUGUACCGUAUACAUAGCUUGCUACACAACGGGAGGCAUUGGGCCAUAUAGUGAAGCAGUACAGCUUGUUAUUCCAGGUGAUGGCACAGUAGCAUCCGCAACUUCUUCAACUCCGGCAACAGGAAAUGUCAGCCCCUACUUGAUAUUGCUGGGCUUUAUCUGCAGCUUAAUGAUACUUCUUCUAACAAUUUAUGGUUCAGUAAUAUGCAUUAAAAGAAAAAAAGAAACAGAGUUUGGGCAUGCUUUUGUCAGCUCAGAUGAUUCAGACAUUGUAGUGAAUUAUAAAGCAAAGAGAUCCUACAACAGGAAAGCCAUUGAAGUGACACUAAGUACAUUAGGGAUCAGUCAAGAUCUGCAGCAGAAACUGGAAGAUGUGAUGGUGGAGAGGAGCUUACUGACUCUGGGAAAGGUGUUGGGUGAGGGUGAAUUUGGCUCGGUGAUGGAGGGUGAGCUGAAAUAUCCUGAUGAUGCAACUCACAAAGUAGCUGUGAAAACCAUGAAGUUGGACAACUUUUCACACAGAGAAAUAGAAGAAUUCCUCAGUGAGGCUGCGUGUAUGAAGGACUUCGAUCACCCUAAUGUUAUUAGUCUGCUGGGAGUCUGCCUAGAAGUGGGUCCUAGAAGAAGUCCCAAACCCAUGGUUAUUCUGCCCUUUAUGGAAUAUGGAGACUUGCACAGUUUUCUUCUCUCCUCCAGAAUUGGAUCUGGUCCUCAGCAUGUGCUAUUACAAACUCUGGUGAAGUUUAUGAUUGACAUUGCUACUGGAAUGGAGUACCUCAGCAACAAAAACUUCCUACACCGAGACUUGGCCGCCCGUAACUGCAUGUUGAGAAAUGAUAUGACUGUCUGUGUUGCUGACUUUGGGCUGUCUAAAAAAAUAUACAGUGGUGAUUAUUAUCGCCAGGGACGUAUUGCUAAGAUGCCGGUAAAGUGGAUUGCUGUGGAAAGCCUUGCUGAUCGAAUCUACACAGUCAAAAGUGACGUGUGGGCGUUCGGAAUCACAAUGUGGGAAAUCGCAACCAGAGGCAUGACUCCAUAUCCCGGGGUCCAGAACCAUGAAAUAUAUGACUAUUUACUCCAGGGCCAUAGGUUAAAGCAGCCAGCAGACUGCCUGGAUGAGCUGUAUGAACUGAUGUACAUUUGCUGGAGACCAGACCCAGCUAACAGACCUACAUUCACAGAAUUAAAGCAUGAUUUACAUAAAUUUCUUCAGGGAUUGCCCCCUGCAGCGGAGAUGGAAGACGCCAUUUAUAUUAACAUCAGCUUACCCGAAGACAGCGCACUCCUGACCCAAGACCCAGAGAUCAGCGAUAUGCAAAUUGAUGUGGAUUCCCAGUAUGUACAUAUUACUCCUGGAUCUGACUCCAACGUUGUGAUUGUGGAGGUCCAUGGAAGUCAUAUGGAUGAACAGCGAUAUGUUUUGGAAGGAGCGUCUGAUGAGCAGGGUGGGGAGCCAGAACAAGCCAGAGCUCCAUUAUUACACGACAGUUUGUCACGAAACAAAGCUCCAUGGUGUGAGAGCGAUACCCUUCUGGAUGGUAACUCAUUGACUGAGGAACUUCUCUAUGCAGAUGAUUCUGCAGAAGACUCUGAAAUUGCAGUAUAGAACAAAAAUCUAAUACUGAACAUUUGGCCUUCCCUCAGAAAGACUCAAUCACAGCUGCUCUUAUUUCCUGAAUAAGGAUUCUUAAUUCAUAGUUUCCACUUUUUACCUGUGGAGAAAUGUUCUGGCAUUAAACCAAUGUAAAUACCACUCAUUGUUCUGUACAGAGAAAAAUAUGUGACAUUUGUAUUUAUGUAUAUACAUAUAGAGGAAAA